Molecule: messenger RNA, 622 nt
Organism: Rhipicephalus sanguineus (brown dog tick)
Lineage: Eukaryota; Metazoa; Arthropoda; Arachnida; Ixodida; Ixodidae
Product: glucoside xylosyltransferase 2-like
Exons: 4
Coding region: 45-512 (155 amino acids)
Biological process (GO): protein O-linked glycosylation via N-acetylgalactosamine
Molecular function (GO): UDP-xylosyltransferase activity
Source: RefSeq, a predicted model, not a curated record
UCUGGCAAUGUCCCUUUCCUGUGCAGCGCCCUUCAAGGAAUAUCAUGCGUGGUGUCCGCCUGCUAGUCGCACUGUGCGUGCUAGCGGGGUUUGGCUGUCUUGUUAUGACCCACCUAGGAUACGUCGACAUGAGAGUCAACUGGGCUGAACUCCGCGACAGACCAUGGUACAACGUCAAGGAUUCUGCCACCUUCAGUGAUGUGACACUUCGAAGGCCUCCGCUGAGUGAGAAAAUGACCAUGGCGUUCGUAAUAUGCGAGAACCAUUUUCGUAUUGGCAUCGUCGCUGUCAAGUCAGCCGUAGCCUACUCGACGACAAGGCUGCACCUUAUCAUCAUCGCAGAUAAGAAGAACGAGAAAAAAAUGCGAAAAGAGUACUCAUCCUGGCCAGAUAGCGUGAAGAAGAGGGUCAGCUGUGACGUGAUGCCGUUGUGGUUCCCCGAGGGAGACGAGACCGAUUGGUGGGCAAUGUUCGCGCCCUGCGCAUCACAGAGGCUUUUUUUUCCGCACUGAAUUCUGGGUUGCUGAUGAUGAACCUUACGCGUAUGCGUGCCUUCCACCUGGAGAACCGCUUGAUGCGGCUGCACGAGGAGUUCAAGGGCCGCAUUCCAUUUACGGACCAG